AUGUGUGAAUGUGAUCCACACUUGACCGAGUUGCAAACAGUAGCCUACCGCAAUGGCCAACACACAGCCUGCAAGCCUCUUAUUUUCCAGCAAUCAGUGUGUUGUAAUCAAUCACUUACGGAAACAGGGUCCUCGCGUAUAAAUAGAUCUGAAUACGGCUUCGAACCAUGUACGGGUUGCCGGUGUUUUGAAACCGGGGGAUCGCCCUGUGUUGAGAAACAAAUAAAUGGCGGAUGGGCUCAUCACCAUCACAACCUCAAUCAGGACUACGUCCAGAACGACACGAGGCGAGGUCCCAUACGAAACCACUCAUUUGCUUCUCGGGGCGUGUCAGGCAACGUCACUAAUAACGUGGCUGCUGGGACUCCAUGCCAAAUAUGUUCCGUCUACCCUGUUAGUGUCAGGUUGGCAAGGACCCUGGGCGGCAGGGUUUGGCAGGCUGAAGGUCGAUCUUCAUGGCUGUGGAAAACAAAGAGCCUUUGCCAACUCACACUCGGGAACACCAAGCUGAACACUUGGUCACGUCAGUCAAGUGGUGAAAAUCAGGCUGCAAUUUGCGAGCAUCGCGGAAAUGGAUUUAUCGAGGGCUUUGGCUUUGCCAGAGUCUGA
Molecule: messenger RNA, 609 nt
Organism: Pochonia chlamydosporia 170
Lineage: Eukaryota; Fungi; Ascomycota; Sordariomycetes; Hypocreales; Clavicipitaceae
Exons: 1
Coding region: 1-609 (202 amino acids)
Source: RefSeq, a predicted model, not a curated record